AUGGACUUCAUCGCGAAGGACGUGGACGUGGGUUGCAGUGGCAAACAGCAUGAGGCACCUCCUGAUGCUGGCACGCAGCACGUAACAGCAGCUUCGGCUUUUCUCGACGAGGACCCAACCGACAACCGUCCAUGGCUUCUCUUCGACCUGAACGGCAUCUACACCUCAGCCACGCCCCACACCGUCAGCAAGGCACUAGCGUCCAUCAGCACUUGCAUUUUCCACGAGAUCAAAGGGCGUCCAAAUGAGCUCCGAAGCCUGUUGGAAGAAAGUGCCGCAUACGCGCGGGCUUGCAACCGGAAAGCGGCGGCGGCGCACACGGCGUGUUCGGGUGAUGGCGGCGGCAAGCCACCUGCGGAACGUACUGCAGGCUUGGGACCGUCGGCCUUUGCCUUUGCCGCAGCGGGUGCGUGUCACGGCGGUGUCCACGCGCCAGAAGCAACGAACUUUGAUGCUGCGGGAGCAGCGGACGCGGGAACGGGAACGGAUAAGGCGACGGAAUCGGUGCCUGCUAGAGCUAUGGAUUCUGGCGGCCGUGGCCGCGGCCGCGGCCGCGGCGGCAGCACAUCCCGCGAGCACCGCCGCGUCGACGCCCGCGUGCUGUUCAACCGCAUCCUGCAUAGGGAGCAUUGGGAGGAGUCCAACAUGUUGGCGCUGCCCACUUGGGAGGGUGCGAUCGACAAGGGCCUUGGCGUAUGGUUGACGCUGGUUUCGGAGCUAUUGGCGUUACCGGAGGGCCCGAGUCUGGACGUACGACUACACGCCGCGGGGAUCUCCCGCCGCCUCGUCGCGCUGCAUGUGCCUGCUAGCAACGCAACUGGGGCGGGAAUGGCGCCGCCGCCUGUGCCGCCUCAGCACGCCCACCUGGCUGAGGCUCGUGCGAUUGCACAGAUCUGGCGUGGGGUGGACCAGCAGGUGCAGGCAGGGAAGGUGGGUCCUAAGGAGGCGCAAAAAGUGGCGAUUAUGGCGGCGGCGACGGCGGCAGCAGCUGCGGCGUCGCUGCCUGACGCAUCCGAAACUACGGAGGGAGUCGCGGACACGGGUCUGGCGCCGGGCCAGCUGCGGCCCCUAUGGGCAGCGGACGCGGAGACGAGCGCAGCAGAGGCUUUUGCGGCGGAGGCCGCCGCCAUUGCGAAGCAAACCAAGGCGCUUUCUGCGGCAGGAGGCGGAGAGUGUUCGAGCAAGCGACACGAUGGCGGCGGCAGCGGCGGCGGCGGCGGCAGCGGCGGGGUCGACCUAGAACCGGAUCAGCUAGUCGCCGUUUUGCGCCUGAUUGCCGCGCAAGCGCCUGGCGCGCACAAGACGGAGAAGUCCAACCGGCAUGCUAAGGCACUGGUGCAGCAGCUGAAACGGAUUCCCUCGGACCCGCGUGUGGAUAUGCUGGUGGCGAGUUGCGUGUUGGCGGCAAGCUUUGCGAACCGUGGGUCGGUGGGUUAUAAGGACCUGCGCAACUAUAUUCGCAGCCGUUGGAAGGACCACGAAGCGCACUUGGUGGAUUACGACGCUUUACUUUUGGCUGGUCUGCGGCUAGGUGUCAUUCGCUGCGCCCCGCGGUCCAGUCCCCACAUGGCCCUGCGGUACGUGGCGGACCCGGUGCUGGACCCGGACAGUACGGCGGCGGCGGCGCUGAGGGAGCGGGGCCAGGGCGAGGAGCGGGGCCAGGGCGAGGACAUGGAGGCAGAGCCGGAGGCGGGAGGCAGCGAAGAGCAGACCGGCCCCGUGUCCCAAGCCGAUACGGCACACCAACAGCGCUAUGCCAGCGGGGUCCUGGAGGGCUCAGGCGCGCAGGCACUCGCUGCAUCCAUAGCCCCUGAUGACGACAAGGAAGCAGCAGGUGGACGCAGCAGCAGCGGCGGCGCAGCGGCGGCAACGGCGCCAAUGCCGUCACCUUCGUUACCUCCCCCGUCUCUACUUCGCCUCCUCCGCGAUUGUGUGUUGGAGCUGCAGCAGGCGCGGGGGGUUCGCCAUGGCUAUAUGGUUCCUCUUAUAAGGGACUUGGCGCCGGCUGCGCUGCGGGCGGUGUUGCUGCGACCAGAUGCCCCCAUAAGCCGGGUGUGCAACAGGCUGGCGGCACGUGGCGUGUUGGGUGUGUGGCGCUGGUGGGACGGCGACAGGUUCUACGUCCGCUCUCUUCCCGAUAGCUUGCAGCUGGCAGAGGCGAUCAGGUCUUUAAUGAACAGGGAGCUGUCGUACAAUGAGGACGCACUGCGUACGCGACCGUUCUGGGCGGUCUCCGCCGAAACGGGCGCCGCGGAGGAGUUUGCAGCGCAGACCGCCGCUAUUGCAACAGCGUCAGCGGCGGUGAUUACUGCGGCGGGCGGCAAGGCCCCCCGCAAUCGCAAGGAGUCAGCGACCCCCACCCCGGAACGUCAGGUCGCGAUCUUGCGCCUGAUUGCUGAUCAAGCCCGCGGUGUUGAAAAGGCGGGGAAGGCGAAGAAGGCAGGAUUACAUCCUCCGUUUCUGAAGCGCCUGAAAUCGGGUUCCGCGGACCCGCCUGUGGAUAUGCUGGUGGCGAGUUGCGUGUUGGCGGCGAGCUUUGCGACCCGUGGGUCGGCGAGUUACUCGGAGCUUGUCACGCUGCUGCACGGUCUGCGGGCGAAGCAUGGUGGUAACAGUGCGGCGGCGGAAUGGGGUGGCAACGCUUUACUUUUGGCUGGUCUGCGACUGGGUGUCAUUCGCUGCGCCCCGCGGUCCAGUCCCCACAUGGCCCUGCGGUACGUGGCGGACCCGGUGCUGGACCCGGACAGUACGGCGGCGGCGGCGCUGAGGGACAGGGAGGGAGAGGACAUGGAGGCAGAGACGGAGGCGGGAGGCAGCGAAGAGCAGGCGGCUCGUCUGGCGGCAUCUGGGACGUCGCAUCCGUGCGGUAGCGGCUGUGCUGAUGGCGGCGGCGGAGCAGCCGCCACUGUGGUGGCGGUGGCGGUGGCGGCGGCGGCGGCGGCUUCGCCGCCGUCGUCGUCGUUACCUCCCCCGUCUCUACUUCGCCUCCUUCGCGAUUGCGUUUUGGAGCUGCAGAAGGUGGGGGGUGUUCAUCCUGACGAGAUAAUGCAGCUGGGCAAGGACCUCAGCUCGGAGGCGCUGCGGGCGGUGAUGGUCCGCUUCGUCCCGCCCAUGAGCCGGGUGUGCAACAGGCUGGCGGCACGUGGCGUGUUGGGUGUGUGGCGCUGGCGGGGCGGCGUCAGGUUCUACGCGCGCGUGUUGCCUGAUGAGGCACAGCUGCGGGAGGCGCUCAGGUCUCUGAUUCAGCAGGAAACAUUGUACGACAGGGAACGGCUUCGCACGGCAGGCACGAUUUGGGACUCGAGCGCGUCCGAGAUGCAACAGCGGCAGCAGCAGCAGCAGCAACGAGAGGCAGUAGCGGCUUCUGCCGCCGCCGCCGCAGGUGCUGCGGAAGAAGGGCGGCGGGGGCUGCAGCGGCCGCAGCAGCAGCAGGACAAGGUCCAGGACUUGAGGUCGCUGGAGGAGGAACGCAAGCGCGAAGAGCGGCAGCGCGAGUGGGAGCUGCAACAGGCGAAGCUGGAGGGAAGGAAUCCAGCGGCGCAAAAUCUUGCGGUGUCCUUAUCAAGCCGCGAUAUAUAUUCCGGGGCCACGAUGCCCGGUGGCGGCGGCGGCGGCGGCGGCCCCGGAAGCCACAAGCGCAGCCGGGCAGCUGAGGACGCGACGCCGCCGGGACCCGACCCAUCGCUUCCAGGUGCCGUACCAUUGUACGGCCGGCCGUGGACCUGGCCUGCAAGAACGACAUGGCCGUCGGCGGCGGCAGCGGCGGUGAAGCCCCCGCCGCCACAUGCACGGUUCGGUGGUACGAUUUCGCGGCGGCGGCCGCUGUCUUUGUUGCAUGAGGAGGUGGCGGCGUUUGCGCGGGAGAGCGCUCCGCGGGAGGAUGAGCUGCUGGCGCUGAGCCGCGGGCUGGCUGCCGUACAGCGAGUGGCAACGGGGAUUUGGCCCACGGCCCGCGUUGUGCUCUUCGGCUCGCAGGCUAACGGUCUGGCACUGCCCGGCUCGGAUCUGGAUCUUGUCGUACUGGGGGUGACUCCCAACAUGGCUCGAGCAGCGGAGGGGCUCAGCGGGCUGGCACGAGCCACCGCGGCUCGGCAUUUGGAAACCUUGGCCCACAGAUUGCGGGAUGCGGGACUUACCCGCCGCCACACAGUGGUCAAGGCCAAGGUGCCCAUCGUUAAAACAGUGUUGUUGCCGCUGGACGAAUGCGGGCGACCCAUGGGUCGCGGCGGCGGCCGAUAUCUGUCGGCGGACAUCUCCAUCGGCGCCGCGAACGGCGCGGCGGCGGUGGCUCUAGUCCAGCGAGCAGUGGCCUGGAUGCCGCCACUGCGGCCGCUGUGCCUCGUGGUCAAGGCUUUUCUGAAAGAGGCAGGUCUCAACGAGGUUUUCACAGGCGGCAUUUCGUCGUACACUCUGGUCAACAUGGUCCUUGCGCACCUGGCGUGCGAGGGAUACGACGUGUGGCGUGUCGUACAGGGCAGGGAGAUGGGAUCGUCGGCAGUUUUCGCCGCCGCCGCCGCCGCCGCUGCUGCUGCUGCCGUUGGCGGCGGCGGCGGUGGCGGUGGUAGGACCGGCGGUGGCGGCGUCAAUACUGAUCCUGGUUUGGGGCCACCAGUGAAGCGGCGGCGGCGGGGCCCGGAUGGGAACUUGGAUGUUCUGUACGGCAACAGGUACGACCAGCCGUCGGCAGAGGAAGCGGCUGGCGACGGCGAUGAGUACGGUGAGGAAGAUUAUGCUGGCGGCGAGGGGGAGGAUAGGCCGGAGUGGGUGGGCAGCGACGGCAGGUCGAGCGACGGGAAUUCCAACGACGGCAGUGACGGCGGGGAGUUGGACGCACCGGACAAUGACCUUGAACUAUACAUUGAGGGUGACGGAGAUGCGCCUGAUGUACUACCCGGCGAAAAGCGGGGACGGGACGGUGGCAACAGCCGUCCCUCGGACUGGCCACAAGCUGCUGCCGGUACGGCAGCGCCGUACAGCAGCAUGGAGUUUGACCACGACGAGCUGGCGGUGAUGGCGGAAGCGGCCGCUGCGGAGGCAGAGGCGAUGGCCUUGAUGCGGGGCGGUGAGCCCUCCGCCGCCGCCGCCGCGGCUGCGGCGGCGUCAGCAACGCCUCCGGCAGGUCUGUCCGAUGCACAGUUGUCGUACCUGUGGGCACUCAGCCGUCAAAACAUGUCCGGCGCGGACCUUGGAGAGUUGCUGCACGGGUUUUAUGUCAGGUUCGGUCGGAUAUUGGACCCCUCCAGGGAGGCUGUCAGUCUGCUCCGCGGCGGCAUCACCCGCAAGCUGCCCGAGUGGUUCAAGGCUGCCGCGCACCGAGGGGGCGGCAAGUGCGCGACUCAGCUGGCGCACCCUGUCAGCGACCUGAGCGAUGUGGAGGGGGAGGAGGAUGGCGAGGAGGCACGCGAGCGCAUGGCGUGGACUGCCGUACAGGCCGACGGGUCACACCAAUCAUUACCGCAGGGUGGUGCAGCAGCCAGCGGCGGUGGCGGCGGCAGUGGCGGCGGCGGCGGCGGCGGCGGCGGCUUCCGGUACAUGAGCAUCCCGGGGGGUGCUGCAGCAGCCGCCGCCGGCGGCGGUAACUUCGGCAGGCAAUUCCGGAUCCUUCGCCGUAUUUUGGAUCCCGAUCUGGCGCUGUGCCGCUCAAAUGCCGUGGACGCCAUGCGGUCCCAGCGUGCGAUAAAGCUCAGCCGGACUGCGCAGCGGAAGGUGAAAAAGGCGAAGAAGGCGAAGAAGCAGGGGGCCCUUGCCGCAGUAGCGGAAGCGGCAGCAACGGAGGCGGCGGAGGCGGCGGUGGCGGCGGUGGAUCAGUACGGCGGAAACGGGAGCGCUCAUGGCGGUGGUGGUGGUAGUGGUGCGGAUGGUGAUGGAAAGAAGACGAAGAAGAAGAAGAAGAAAAAGUCGGGCAUGAAGGAGAAGAUUGAGCGGUUGGGGGCUCCGGCACCGGUGCCCUGA
Volvox carteri f. nagariensis is the source of this 5952-nucleotide messenger RNA. RefSeq lists its product as uncharacterized. The transcript has 19 exons. Gene Ontology annotation, cellular component: nucleolus; TRAMP complex. The coding region runs from base 1 to 5952 and encodes 1983 amino acids. Gene Ontology annotation, biological process: RNA 3'-end processing. Lineage: Eukaryota; Viridiplantae; Chlorophyta; Chlorophyceae; Chlamydomonadales; Volvocaceae. The record is from RefSeq and is a predicted model, not a curated record. Gene Ontology annotation, molecular function: mRNA binding; poly(A) RNA polymerase activity.